Messenger RNA from Lycium ferocissimum, 3362 nucleotides. RefSeq names its product nuclear poly(A) polymerase 4-like. The record is from RefSeq and is a predicted model, not a curated record. Gene Ontology annotation, cellular component: nucleus. NCBI's taxonomy places the organism in Eukaryota, Viridiplantae, Streptophyta, Magnoliopsida, Solanales, Solanaceae. Gene Ontology annotation, molecular function: poly(A) RNA polymerase activity; RNA binding. Bases 340 to 2721 code for a protein of 793 amino acids. The transcript is spliced from 14 exons.
GACCAAUUUGACUAGCAAUCCACAAAUCAUACACCUCUGUUGUUGCGUCGGGCUCAACUCAACCACCUCAGAAACCGCUUUCAUUGACCCCUUUUUCCCAUCUUCCUUCCCCACCUUUUCUUUCUCCCCAGAUCUCUCUCUCUCUAAUUUUCAAUUCUCUCUAAUUUAGGAUUUUGAUUUGUUCAUUUUCAUCCAAUAGAGAUAUGAAAUUCCCCACUUUUUUCACUCAAUUUCUCGUUUGCCCACUUUGUUGGCCCUGAUCUGUAAAGAUUCGAUUUUGGGUGUCUUUUUUUUGUUUCUUAUUGAUUUCGUAAUUAGGGUUUUCUUUAUUAUUUAUUGAUGGUGGGUUCGGAGAGCUUAACGCCGCCGCCGGCGAAGAAGUAUGGUGUGACUAAGCCUUUGUCUCUUGCUGGCCCCACCGACGCAGAUCUUCUAAGAAAUCAAGCCUUAGAAAAGUUUUUGAAGGACUCAGAGUUGUAUGAGAGCGAGGAAGAGACAGCUAGGAGAGAAGAAGUGUUGCAUCAGCUUGAUCAGAUUGUAAAAUCAUGGGUUAAAGAAUUGACUCGCCAGAGAGGCUACACUGAUCAAAUGGUGGAGGAUGCAAAUGCUAUCAUAUUCACUUUUGGUUCUUAUCGGCUAGGAGUUCAUGGGCCUGGAGCUGACAUAGAUACAUUGUGUGUUGGUCCCUCUUAUGUCAAUCGUGAUGAAGAUUUCUUUAUCAUUUUGCAUGAUAUUUUGGCUGAAAAGGAAGAAGUUCGUGAACUUCAACCAGUUCCUGAUGCUCAUGUCCCAGUUAUGAAAUUCAAAUUUCAAGGAAUAUCUGUUGAUCUCCUUUAUGCAAGCAUAUCUCUUUUAGUUGUCCGUGAAGAUUUAGAUAUCUCAGAUCGUUCUGUACUGUACGAUGUGGAUGAACCAACCGUUCGAAGUCUCAAUGGGUGCCGGGUUGCCGAUCAAAUACUGAAACUAGUUCCUAAUGCUGAGCACUUCCGCACAACUCUUAGAUGUUUAAAGUUUUGGGCAAAAAAGCGCGGUGUUUAUUCCAAUGUUACCGGAUUCCUUGGCGGUGUGAAUUGGGCUCUUUUGGUUGCUCGCAUUUGCCAAUUUUAUCCUAAUGCACUCCCAAGUAUGCUUGUUUCUAGGUUCUUCAGAGUUUAUACACAAUGGCGUUGGCCAAAUCCAGUGAUGCUAUGCCCAAUAGAAGAGGAUGAGCUUGGUUUUCUUGUUUGGGAUCCUCGCAAGAAUCCAAAAGACCGAACCCAUCAUAUGCCAAUUAUCACCCCUGCUUACCCUUGCAUGAACUCUAGCUACAAUGUCUCACCAAGUACUCUUCGAGUAAUGAUGGACCAAUUUCAGUUUGGUAACAAGAUUUGUGAGGAGAUAGAGUUGAAUAAAGCACAGUGGGCCGCGCUUUUUGAGCAUUAUCUUUUCUUUGAGGUCUACAAAAAUUAUCUGCAGGUUGACAUUAUAGCAGCCGAUAAUGAUGAUUUGCUAGCUUGGAAAGGCUGGGUGGAAUCCCGGUUUCGACAACUAACACUUAAGAUAGAACGGGACACGAACGGGAUGUUGCAGUGCCAUCCGUAUCCUAAUGAAUUUGUAGACUUAUCUAAGUCAUGCCCACAUUGUGCUUUUUUUAUGGGCUUGCAGAGGAAACAGGGUGUCAAAGUGCAAGAAGGACAACAGUUUGAUAUUCGUGGCACAGUCGAUGAGUUUAAGCAAGACGUAAGCAUGUACGCUUAUUGGAGACCAGGCAUGGAUAUCUAUGUAUCUCAUGUUCGGAGGAGGCAAAUUCCUCCUUUUGUCUUUCCAGAUGGAUAUAAGAGACCGCGACAAUCUAGGAACACAAGUCAUAGUACUCCUGAGAAAGUUGCUAAAGGCUGCAGGUCUCCUGAUGAAAGGCAUCCAAAGAGGAAGCAGGAGGCUGACACAGUUCAUGUAUAUUCGGGCAAACCAGGAAAGCGUGCUUCUAUCAGUCCGCAGAGGGUAGGAUCUGUUUCUCCUCUAGGUGGUUCUUGUUGGUCUGAUGGAUCAUCACAGAUAAUCGUUUCUGAUGAGUCACAGAGGGAGCUUGAGAGUUCUUGCCUACUGGGCAGCAGAAACGAUGCCUCUCUGAGUGAGAGUUCCAUUUGUACACCUGAUAGUUUAAAUUAUACAAUGUCAAGGGGUUCCACUUUAUCCGGAGUUUCCAGAGAAGUUGAUUUAGAUAGUUCUAACACAAAAUCCUUCCCAAGCAAGGAGGUGCUCAGUCAGUGUGAAGACAUAUGCGCUAGAGACGUCCAGACUUUUCAAGUCUUGCAGAAUGAUGAGAAGGCGGAGAUUUUGGGAUCACUUCAUCAGGAUAAUGAACCAUGCAUUCAGACUGGUAGUGCAGAAAGUUCGGAAAGAAUGACUGUAUCAAAUUCCAACAUUCAGAACCUCAAUUGCGAGGGUGAUAUGAGCUUGACCGAUCAGAUUUCGCAACUAGGGGAUGGAUGUUUAAGUAGGAAUGGAGUAUUGGGUAAUGGCUUGGCCGAGAAGUCUCAGGGUUAUUAUGACUUGAAGAGCUGGGCAUAUCAUCAGUGUAUUGGAAAAUUCAUGAAGUUGGUUUCUUUGAUUGUAAGCGUGUCAAGAUUCAUCCCGAUCUUGAAAAUACUAGAGCUGGGGAAUAUCCAAACCAUUCUCUCGCAAGGGCAAUGGAACCGCAGGAUGGAGCAAGCCCAGAGGCUGUGCAAGAGGCUGCAAUAAGCAGGUUGAGUCUGGAAUCAACAGCUUGAAUUUUGGUGGACAUUCCAAAGAUUCGCGUGCUUCAAAGCAAGCGUGCCUGCUUUAAAGAUGGUUGGAUGAGGUGUUUGGAUUAGUCUCCAAGCUCACAUUUUAAAGUAAGAAGAGGUUGCAGAUUAUGGUGUGGAUGGUCUUCAAGCCCCCAAUUUGAAGUCGGAUGAAGGAGUUUUAGUGAUGAGAAUCCGGCCUUUCUAAUACCCCCUCCCCCCUUCCCCCUUCCCCCUUCCCCCUCAAAAAGCCAAAAAAAUAAAAAAUAAAUUAAAAGGAUAAAAAUGAAGAAAAAAAGAAAAGAAAAGGAGAUGUGCCUGCAGUGUAUUGCUUAUUGUUGCCGUCAAGAGCCAGCGUCAGAGAAGAGACCUUGAAUAGUGUACACUCUCCUGGGUCUAAUCUACUUCUUUUGUUAUGAAUCUCGUAGAUGAUGUGGAAAGAGGAAGUUGCAUGUGAUGUUAAAAAAAGGGAGCUGUAAAAUAGGGUAUUUGCCACUUUCUUCUUUCAAGGAUCUAUGAAGACUUGUCUUAUAUAGUGAUGUAGCAAACCUUCAAUGUUGGUACUAUUUUGUUUAAGAUGGUGUAUUUGCAGUUACUAUCCUAUCAUUUGCCCCUUUA